AUGAUCCCUCGCCAUGGUACUCGUGAAGUCGACCCAGUGCGGUUGCGAGAGCGUUCGCAAUUCCACUUCUCCCAAAGUAUCGCCCCAAACCGUCUGAUGAAGGCCGCUAUGACGGAGCGCAUGUCGUCAUGGGAUCCUGUGAAUAGUGAAGACCGGGGGAUCCCAUCCCUUGAACUUGUCAAUCUCUAUGAAAGAUGGGGAGAAAGCUCUGUUGGCGUUAUUCUGACUGGGAAUAUCAUGGUGGACAAUAUCAACCUCGAGUCUGCCGGAAACGCAACAAUUCCCGCCGAUGCCCCAUUUUCCGGUCCCCGGUUUGAACGCUUCAAGGCGCUGGCUAAGGCUUCAAAGGUCCAUGGGAGCCUUCUUUUGGGCCAGAUGUCCCACCCUGGCCGUCAAGUGAACAUCAAGCUUUCUCCAAACCCCGUGUCAGCAUCGGAUGUGCACCUGGACCGGGAGAUAUGGGGGAUGAAGUUUGGCAAGCCGCACGCGGCAUCGAUAGAUGAAAUUCAGAAUAUCACCAACGCGUUCACUCACUCGGCGGAAUUCCUUUUCAAAGCUGGCUUUGACGGAAUUCAGAUCCACGGUGCUCAUGGCUAUCUACUUGCCCAGUUCCUCUCUCAACAAACCAAUCAGCGAACCGAUAUCUACGGUGGUUCGCUACGAAACCGGGCUCGCAUCAUCAUCGAAAUUGCCCAAUCUAUUCGCCAAAAGAUCCCGGCAUCCUCUGGUUUUAUACUCGCCAUCAAAUUAAACUCCGUUGAAUUCCAAGAUAAAGGGUUCUCGCCAGACGAAUGCCGGGAGCUAUGCCAAUUGCUAGAGCACGAAGCUCACUUUGACUUUGUCGAGCUGUCUGGCGGCACGUACGAAGACACAGCUUUUGAACACAAGCGUGACUCCACUCGAAAACGGGAAGCAUUCUUCCUGGAGUUUGCGGAGGCUAUAGUCCCUGUACUUACUAAGACUAAAGUCUAUGUCACCGGUGGUUUCCUCACAGUUGCUGCCAUGGAAACAGCUUUGGAGACUGUAGAUGGGGUUGGGCUUGCUAGAACACUUUGUGCGGAGCCACACUUGGCAUUGGAUAUCGUAUCUGGAAGGAUACGCUCUGGAGCCAUAAAUGCCGGUUUGGAUCAAUAUGACUAUGGUAUGACAGAGGUGGUGGCUGGGGUGCAGAUGCGGCAGAUUGGCAAUGACAGAGCACCGAUUGAUCUAACCAAAGAAGAUAACUUGAAGGCAUUUGAGGCCAGUGUGGCAAAAUGGGAACGCGAUUUAGAAGCGGACUCAGAGUCAAUGAUACUAUACGGAUCUCCUGAUAUCGAUGGUGUAGACCUCCCUUCGUUUGAUGCUGCUAAUGAGCGGGGAGUUGCCAGACCGAUGUUAGUCUGA
Messenger RNA from Penicillium griseofulvum, 1383 nucleotides. RefSeq names its product NADH:flavin oxidoreductase/NADH oxidase family protein. The record is from RefSeq and is a predicted model, not a curated record. The coding region runs from base 1 to 1383 and encodes 460 amino acids. The transcript has a single exon. Gene Ontology annotation, molecular function: oxidoreductase activity; FMN binding. Lineage: Eukaryota; Fungi; Ascomycota; Eurotiomycetes; Eurotiales; Aspergillaceae.